Messenger RNA from Panicum hallii, 1350 nucleotides. RefSeq names its product polygalacturonase inhibitor-like. The record is from RefSeq and is a predicted model, not a curated record. NCBI's taxonomy places the organism in Eukaryota, Viridiplantae, Streptophyta, Magnoliopsida, Poales, Poaceae. The transcript has a single exon. The coding region runs from base 39 to 1256 and encodes 405 amino acids.
CAAUAGCAAGUACAUCGAAUGCUCGAACGCGGAUCGCCAUGGACGCCACCCACCUACUCAUCCUCUUCCUCCUAUCUUCCCAACUGAUCACCAUGUCGCUGUCGUCCCAGUCUCCGCAGGGAAACAGCGACCCUGACCUCCCGACGCUGCUCAAGAUCAAGACGCAGUUCGGCAACCCGGCCGCGCUCGCGGAGUGGCAGCCCGGCACGGACCACUGCGGCUGGCCGUACGCCUACUGCAACCAGUACCGCCGCGUCGUCGCGCUCUUCCUCGAGAACGUUAGCAUCACGUCCACGCUGCCGCCGGCCAUCGGCGAGCUCGACCAGCUGCGCACCAUCAACAUCGUCAACAUCCCGGGGCUGCACGGCCCCAUCCCGGACUCCCUCGGCAAGCUCGCGCACCUCUCCAUCCUCAACGUCAUGGUCACCUCCGUCUCGGGCUCCAUCCCGGCGUCCCUCUCCCGCACCAACCUCUCCUCUGUCAGCUUCUUCGGGAACAAGCUCACCGGCAGGAUCCCCACGUCGCUGGAGAAGCUGCCGCACCUGACCUUCUUCGACGCCGCGAACAACGACCUCGUCGGGACGAUCCCGCCGCGGCUCGUGCACGGCGGCACGCCCGACCGGCCGCUGGGCCUGAAGCUGUCGAACAACCGGCUGUCCGGGACCAUCCCCUGGCUCUACGGGAUCGAGAGGUACAUCAUGGAGUUCAAGGUCGCGAACAACCAGCUCGCCGGCGACGCGUCGUUCCUGUUCGGGCGGCGCAAGACGGUGGAUGACCUCGACCUGUCCGGGAACCGGCUGAGGUUCAACCUGACCGGGCUGGAGAUGCCCAGGGACCUUCUGUUCCUGAACCUGAGCCACAACCGGAUCUACGGCGGCGUGCCGGCGUCGCUGCUGGAGUCGAGGGUGGUGACGCUGGACCUCAGCUACAACGAGCUCUGCGGGGAGAUACCCGCCGGCGGGCGGAUGGGGUGGUUCAAGGCGGAGGCGUACGGCCACAACAAGUGCCUCUGCGGGACGCCGCUGCCGCCGUGCGCGAGCGGCCAUCUGAACCGAGCUUGUCAUGGACCAUGGUUAUACAGCGCGUGUUCGCGCCGUGCAGGGAGUAAUUGUGUUUCCAUGAGCUUGGCUUCCUUUUAUUUUUGGUCCAAGCCCAGCGUCUUCCUUUUAUUAUUAUUUUUUUUGGUCUUGUAUCCGUUGCUGACGAGUAUUCACUCCUUUGAGUCCUUUCAAACAGAUAAACCGUUUUGUAUUUAGAAAAAUUCAAGUUCUAUGUAUGGUGAUCAACAACUAGACAAUUUAAUUUCAUAGUGAUGAUAAAAGAUAUUAUAAUAGAAAAGUAAUGACUAAA